CAUGGUAAUACAAUUCCUGCCAAUGCACCAUUGCUGAUCAUACCAGCUUUCUUCUUCAAACCAUCUCUCUCUCUCUCUCUCUCUCUCUCUCGGGCGUGUCAACCAAAGUUCCUCGCUAGGUUUCUCAGUCCUUCUCCUUGAGGAAGGAUACGACGAUGAUAGGCCCUCAUUCUCUUUGAUCAAGCCUCAAUCUUUCUCAAAACCAUUUCAAGCGGACCUGCAAAAAUCCUUCCCACCACCUUCAAGUUUCACCAUAUGGGUUCUACUGCUACAAGCAUUGUCGGUGUCAGAAUUUUGGUGCUUCUGCUGCUUGCUUUCUUCGCCGCCCGGAUUUCCAUCACUCAGGCGGCCACUAACGGCGGCGACUUGAGUGUUCUGAACUCGCUCAAGGACGUCUGGACAAAUACUCCUCCCAAUUGGGUUGGUGGUGACCCUUGUGGAGACAAUUGGGACGGCAUUGGCUGUAAUGGCAAUCGUGUGACCUCCAUGUAAGUUGUCAAAUUUGAUGGUAUUCUAUCUUUCUGCAGAUAACUGGGUUUUUUUCUUUCUUUCUUCCUGCUAUCUUCAAUCGAUGAAUUUGACCGAAAACCUGAAAACUGCAGAACAUUGUCGAGCACUGGAUUGUCAGGUCAACUGUCUGGAGACAUUGCUUCCUUGUCGGAAUUGCAGAUCCUGUAUGUCUUCGUUUACUCUGCUUCCCAAUCAGAAUCCUGAAUUCAAUAAUUGACCCGUUUGGAACAACGAUACAGGGAUCUUUCAUACAGCAAAGGGUUGAGAGGGAAUCUGCCGCAAUCCAUUGGGAACUUGAGGAAGCUAACCAACCUGAUCCUGGUUGGUUGCGGGUUCUCUGGUCCUAUCCCAGAGUCUAUAGGAUCACUUUCUCGGAUCAACACUUUAUCCCUGAACUCGAAUGGCUUCACCGGAACAAUUCCACCUUCAAUCGGCAACCUUGUUAACCUGUAUUGGCUCGAUCUGGCCGACAACCAGCUCGAAGGAAACAUCCCAAUCUCAGAUGGAGACACACCUGGCCUUGAUCUCUUAGUCAACACUAAGCACUUUCAUUUCGGAAAGAACCAGCUGACAGGCUCCAUCCCGACUAAACUUUUCAACUCCAGCAUGACUCUCCUACACGUGUAAGUUAAUCAGGCUCAUCACUAAAUGGUUUCAGGGUUCUACCCAAUCAACAGAAUAGCUAACUUUCGUUUUUCAUCCGGGAGAGCAGUCUAUUUGACGGUAACAAGCUCACGGGCAACAUUCCCCCAACUCUUGGACAAGUGAGCUCAUUGGAGGUUUUGUAAGUUAUCCCAUCUUCACUCUUAUUCAACUCAUGAUCAAUCAACCACUCCACAUUGGCAUUCUGAACAUAAAUCAUUAAUAACCCUCUCUUUUACGUACCUUCUGAUUGCAGACGGUUGGAUAGGAACGCGUUAACUGGAACUGUCCCUCGCAGCUUCAACAAUCUAGCUAGUCUCACUGAAUUGUGAGUACACUGAAUGGUCCCCAACUGAAACAAAAAGGUAGUAUGUUGCCUCAUCCUGUUGACAAGAUGUUACCUUUAUUUACUUAUGCAGGAGUUUAUCCAACAAUAAUCUGAAUGGUCCUUUUCCAAACCUUACUGGCACGGGAGUCAUUACCACUCUGGAUCUGAGCAACAAUAGCUUCAGUUCCUCGAAUUUUCCUUCAUGGCUAUCAUCCAUGGAGUCCUUGACUACACUAGCUGCUUGUUCUAGCUUCCUCAUCUCAUAUAUGCCUCCUAAUGAUGUUUACCUUACCUUGCCAACGGGCAGAAACUUGGCGAGGAACGAUUUGAAUGGCACUCUAGAUAUUGGACCGAGUCACAGCAGCCAACUCCAACUAGUUGAUAUGCAAUCCAACUUCAUCUCCAACUACAGACAAAGACCAGGCGCCAAUGAAGUUGCAAUAGUAUUGUUGAGGAACCCAGUUUGCGAUGAAACCCCAAAUGGACCAACGCCGAGCUACUGCAUCCCCCCAGACCGAAGCUCCAAAUACACUACUCCUCCAAACAACUGCGUGCCAGGAAGUUGUCCAUCCAACAAAACCGCCAGCCCCAACUGCGCAUGCGCAUUCGCAUACACGGGACUGCUUGUAUUCAGGGCGCCUUCCUUCUCCGACUUGGGCAACGCCACCAUCUUCACCGCUCUCCAGAAGUCGCUAAUGGAUAGUUUCAGGUCCAACCAGCUCCCUGUGGACGCCGUUCAGCUCAGCAACCCUAGAAAGGAUUCUUCCGAGUACCUAGACAUUGACCUCAAGGUGUUCCCCUAUGGUCAAGAUUACUUCAAUCGGAGUGGAGUUUCCCGAAUUGCGUUUGCUCUGAGUAACCAGACCUUCAAGCCCCCGGGGAUGUUUGGGCCCUUCUUCUUCCUCGGCGAUGAGUACACACAUUUUGAUGAAGGAGGAUCUGGAUCGAAGAAAUCAGCGAGCACUGGGCUAAUAAUUGGAGCUGCAGUUGGUGGGACUGUGCUGGUUCUUCUAGUGAUCCUGGCUGCUGUCUAUGCAUAUGGGCAGAAGAAGAAAGCACGGAAAGCAGCCGAACAGAGCCACCCUUUUGCCCACUGGGACGCGACUGAGAACACAGGCGGGUUCCCGCAGCUGAAGGGAGCGCGAUGCUUCUCCUUCGACGAGCUCAAGAAGUACACCAACAGCUUCUCAGACGCCAAUGCCAUCGGUUCCGGUGGCUACGGGAAGGUGUACAGAGGGGUGCUGCCCACGGGUCAGUUGCUGGCCAUAAAGCGGGCGCAGAGGGAAUCGAUGCAAGGAGGGCUGGAGUUCAAGACGGAGAUCGAGCUGCUGUCGAGAGUUCAUCACAAGAACGUGGUGAGCCUUGUUGGGUUUUGCUUUGAACAAGGUGAACAGAUGCUCAUCUACGAGUAUGUUCCUAAUGGCACUCUCAGUGACGCUCUCUCAGGCAAAUCGGGGAUCUCAAUGGAAUGGACUCGAAGGCUGAAAGUGGCAAUCGGUGCAGCUAGAGGUCUAGCCUAUCUCCACGAGCUCGCCGAUCCACCCAUCAUUCACAGAGACAUCAAAUCCGCAAACAUUUUACUUGAUGACCGCUUGAUUGCUAAAGUGGCAGACUUUGGCCUCUCCAAACCUAUGAGUGACAGUGAAAAGGACCACAUUACUACUCAAGUCAAAGGAACCAUGGGGUAUCUGGAUCCUGAAUACUACAUGACACAGCAGCUCACAGAAAAGAGCGAUGUUUACAGCUUUGGAGUCGUAUUGCUGGAGAUAGUAACGGGGAGGCGACCCAUUGAAAGGGGGAAGUACAUUGUGAGGGAGAUUAAAAUGGCAAUGGACAAGACGAAGAGCUUGUACAACUUGCAAACCGUGAUCGAUCCUGCUAUCUGCAACGAGUCAUUGAAAGGCCUCAACAAGUUCGUCGACCUGGCCUUGUCGUGUGUGCACGAAUCAGGAGCAGAACGGCCUUCCAUGGGUGAUGUGGUGAAGGAGAUCGAGCUCAUACUGCAGCAGGCCGGGUUGAACCCCAAUGCAGACUCCGUCAAUACUUCAGGGUUUUAUGAGGAGGCAGAGAAAGGAAGCCCUCAACAUCCUUAUAGCAAAGAGUCGUUUGAGUAUAGCGGGGCUUUCCCACCUUCCAAGGUAGAACCCCAAUAAGAAUAACAACUUUACUGUUAUCCUCUGGUUAACAAAGAAUGGGAUGGUAAUUGAUGAUUCAUUGAUGUGUAGUAGCUACAAUGUUCGUUGUGCUAGCUUUGCUGAUAUUGAGCAUAGCACCAAAACUGUAAUCGAGCCUUUGAGCAACUAGAAGAUUGCUCCUCCUUUUUUGGAAACUUUUGUAGAUAUCACAGAGGAGGGUCUUGUGGGUUUCGUGAUUUGAUUAAUUGGUUUUCGUUUUAAUAAGCAGGAUUUGGUUUCAUCAAAGUCUAAUGUUGCUUCUUGUGAUCAUUUAAUU
Messenger RNA from Linum tenue, 3931 nucleotides. Lineage: Eukaryota; Viridiplantae; Streptophyta; Magnoliopsida; Malpighiales; Linaceae. The record is from the annotation of a GenBank genome assembly.